GUUAUGGAACAGUUCAAUCCUGGGCUACGGAAUUUAAUAAACCUAGGAAAAAACUAUGAAAAAGCUGUUAAUGCUAUGAUCCUCGCGGGAAAAGCCUACUACGAUGGAGUUGCCAAGAUUGGUGAGAUUGCUACCGGGUCUCCCGUGUCGACAGAACUGGGCCACGUUCUCAUAGAGAUUUCAAGUACCCACAAGAAACUCAAUGAAAGUCUUGAUGAAAACUUCAGAAAAUUCCAUAAAGAGAUUAUACACGAGCUGGAGAAGAAGACGGAACUUGAUGUAAAAUACAUGAAUGCGACUCUCAAAAGAUACCAAACGGAACACAGGAGUAAGUUAGAUUCUCUGGAGAAAUCACAAGCUGAGUUGAAGAAGAUCAGAAGGAAAAGUCAAGGAGGACGAAAUGCACUCAAAUAUGAACACAAAGAAAUUGAGUAUGUAGAAACCGUUACGUCUCGCCAGAGCGAAAUCCAGAAAUUUAUUGCAGAUGGUUGCAAAGAAGCUCUGCUUGAAGAGAAAAGGCGCUUCUGCUUUCUGGUUGACAAACACUGUAGCUUUGCAAAUCAUUUACAUUAUUAUCAUUUACAGUCUGCAGAAUUACUCAAUUCCAAGCUGCCUCACUGGCAAGAAACCUGUGGUGAUGCUACCAAAGUGCCUGAGAAGAUCAUGAGUAUGAUCGAGGAGAUAAGGACCCCAAGCUCUACCCCCGUGUCUGGGACGCCCCAGCCCUCACCGAUGAUUGAGAGAAGCAGCGUGGUGCCCCCAGCUCCUUCAGCCAGAGCGUAUACUAGUCCUUUGAUCGAUAUGUUUAAUAACCCAGCAACAGUUGGACAGAAUUCGGAAAGGAUAGAGAAUUCAACAGAUUCUUCAGAUGAUCCCAGUUUACAGCGAUCAGUUUCUGUUGCAACUGGACUGAACAUGAUGAAGAAGCAGAAAGUGAAAACCAUUUUUCCACACACUGCUGGAGCGAACCAGACCUUGCUCAGCUUUGCCCAGGGAGACAUCCUCACGCUGCUCGUCCCUGAGGAGAAAGACGGCUGGCUUUAUGGAGAGCAUGACACCACCAAAGUGAGGGGCUGGUUCCCAGCAUCCUACACAAAGUUGCUGGAAGAAGAUACAAAGGAGGCCAUGAGUGUGCCCACACCAAGCCCGGCCCCAGUGAGAAGCAUCAGCACGGUGAACUUAGCUGAGAAAAGCAGUGUCGUCAUCCCCCCACCCGAUUACUUGGAAUGUUUGUCCCUGGGAGCGGCUGCAGAUAAGAGAGCAGAUGUUUCCAAAAAUACUUCUACCUUUAAAGCACCGGUGUCCAAACCAGAAGCCACAUCUCCUAACGAUGCAAAUGGGACAGCAAAGCCUCCUUUCCUCAGCGGAGAAAACCCCUUUGCUACUGUGAAACUCCGACCGACCGUGACAAACGAUCGCUCAGCGCCCAUCAUCCGAUGAGGAGAGGGUCCAGGAACUCCAGUUCCUCCAGCAUUAAGUUCUCACUUGCAAAAUGAUACACAUUGGUCGCUGUGCGCGGUAACUGUUGUAAAGCUUCGCCAAAAGGUGCCUGAUUUUAACUGUAUUCUACUUGAGCAAAUUAAUGCAUUCUCUCAAUUUAACAUAGUUGGGUUGAUACAUUUCUGUCUUUAAGAAGCUAAGGAAGUAAUAGUACAGUGAUCAGCUCAGUCAUUUAAAAUGUAUUCUGUUCAUCAGAAGACAGUAAAUUUGGUUCCAGUCCUCACUGUAUCAUUUUUUACAUACUCUAAGAUUACUUUUUUUUAAUAGCCAGAGUAAGGGACAGUCUGUGCUUUCAUGACUGGCUUUCUGCACCUGAAUGCAAAGGAGACCACAGUUUUAUUUUAUAAAGCAUGUGCUCUUACCUAGCAUUAUGACGUUCAUCUAAAGGAAAUGAUGUGUAAAUUUGCAUAUUAGCAUGCAAAUCAUAAUUGUUAGCAAUAUAAAUUAUGAGACUAUUAUAUAAAAUUUUUUAACUUAAAAAUUUUAAAUUGUUUAAUCAAAUGUAGAGCUACCUAAGAUAGAGGAAUCUCCGUUUCCCUCAAUUUAGGCAGAGCUCUAGAGCGUAGAGACAUUUUUGCCUGUCCCUGUCACAGCCAUGAUGUUUAGUACUAGAAUAAUCACCAAGGGGCUCCGGAGUUGGGUCAGAGUUCCCAACUGGACUGCACGUGGGCCUGGCUCAGAGCAUCGGACUUGUGGUGAGGGUCCCACGUGAGCACCCCCAGGGUGCUCUCACUACGCUAGUUGACCAAAGCUGCGGCCGUUGCUAGUGUACUCGGAAACGUCUUGGGGUCCGAGUUUCUCCAUUUCUGAAUCAGGUACUGCCCCCCUCCCCCCCAAGAGCACGUGGAAAGCCAGGAGCCUGCGUGUUGGUGGCUGGGAUGGGAAGGUCUGUGUUUCAUCCAAGACCUGCCAUCACACCCUCAGAACCGGAAACUCCGAGCCAGUGGCCGAGUUUACCCCUGGCUGCCAGCGACUGUGCCCUGUUUGGAGGAGUGCAGGGUCAUGACACACACCCAGGCCGUUCACUGUGUGGGCAAAGACGGCCGUAUUUAUCACAGCUGCUCUGGUCCCACCAUAAAAUCAACAUUUUUCUAUAAACUUGAAAGUGGUCACGGUCAAAUGCAGGUAAACCAGUGGAAGUGUGUGACACUUCACGUUCUUGGUCCUGUCCUGGCUGCCAGGCGACCCAGGCCACCCCACCAAGCCACCAAGGGCUACUCUUCCAGGGCCGAGUUGGGCUGAGUGCCGAUGGCAGACAGCACACCUGUCCUGAGAGAUGAUGCUCCAGCCAACAAAGAAAACAGUCACAGCUCGUUCGGGGUCCACUGCUUCUCUCACCAUCUGACUAAGAGGAGGGUUCACGGAAGCACAGUAUUUUCAGCGGUGGGGGCUCAGGCCUCCUUAGCCUCCAGAGCUCUGCUCUUCGGGAUCCUCCGGCUUUGUUACAGAGAUUCUCAGGUGCGGCCUGCGGGCUCCCUUGGCUCACCCGACCCGGUCUCCGCCUUCACAGAAUGGACGGGGGGGGGGGGGGGGGGGGGGGCACUCACUGAGGAUGGGACAUGUCUUAGGUCCUGGGCACAGGUGCGUGCUCUGUCAAUGUCAAGGUAUUAUGUUUUGUCAUAUUAAUAAAAAGUUGGAAAGCACACUCUCGAGCUGUGACUGUCUACAGGACUAGAUCACACUCUGCCAGGAGCC
Messenger RNA from Ailuropoda melanoleuca (giant panda), 3195 nucleotides. It is a transcript of the gene BAIAP2L1, whose product is annotated as BAR/IMD domain containing adaptor protein 2 like 1. Gene Ontology annotation, biological process: plasma membrane organization; positive regulation of actin filament polymerization; actin crosslink formation. The transcript has 13 exons. Gene Ontology annotation, molecular function: protein binding. Bases 4 to 1440 code for a protein of 478 amino acids. The record is from RefSeq and is a predicted model, not a curated record. Gene Ontology annotation, cellular component: cytosol; nucleoplasm. NCBI's taxonomy places the organism in Eukaryota, Metazoa, Chordata, Mammalia, Carnivora, Ursidae.